Messenger RNA from Parnassius apollo (apollo), 297 nucleotides. The record is from the annotation of a GenBank genome assembly. NCBI's taxonomy places the organism in Eukaryota, Metazoa, Arthropoda, Insecta, Lepidoptera, Papilionidae.
AUGUCAAAAGCCACUUUAAAUAAGAUAUUUAGUCAAGUCUGGCCCAAAUGCAUGACGCAUAGCAACAUUGUGAAUGGAUUUGCGGCAACAGGAUUAUUCCCGUUUAAACCUGAAGCUAUACCUGAGGAAGCAUAUGCCCCAUCAGUUUUGUCUGAAAUUGCAUGGCCACAAACUAGCGUGGAGCCCAUACAAAGUCCUUUAUCUGACGUCAUAUUGAACGAUGACACUGAUGACGAUCUAUCGAUAUGUGAUUGGCUCCUGCAGAACUCUACAUCUGAUGUAUUAGGCGUGAUUUAG